This is a messenger RNA of Aspergillus tanneri, 420 nucleotides long. RefSeq lists its product as uncharacterized. Lineage: Eukaryota; Fungi; Ascomycota; Eurotiomycetes; Eurotiales; Aspergillaceae. The coding region runs from base 1 to 420 and encodes 139 amino acids. The record is from RefSeq and is a predicted model, not a curated record. The transcript has a single exon.
AUGACCUUGUUUACGUCACUAUUACCACCAACUUAUCUGACACUAAUCGACAACUACGACCGGAUCCCCGUGGCAGGGGCGGUAUUCAUCCACGGAUCGCGUCGGGCAUGGCACAAUGACGACCCAAGCUACGACAAUGCGGCGCUGCUUCUGGCGCUGGAUAUCCCCUCUGUGAUGUUGUGCAGCGGAUACCAUAAUCUGCGCUGCGAUUGGAGUCUACUAAGCACGUGUGCGCCGUCGGCGGGACCCCAGGGAAGUAUUGAGAAUACCGCGCAGGCGGUGCUGCAGCUGAGGAGUCUGCGGGCGGUGUCAGAUCGGGCGUUGCCAGGGGCGUUGCAGGAGUUGUUGCCGCUGGGGUGGGAGAUGGGUUGGGAAGAAUGGAUACGCUGCGGGCGCAGUGCUGUGCGCAGUUUGUGGUGA